Messenger RNA from Wallemia mellicola CBS 633.66, 2066 nucleotides. Its product is annotated as MFS general substrate transporter. Gene Ontology annotation, biological process: transmembrane transport. Gene Ontology annotation, molecular function: transmembrane transporter activity. The transcript has 6 exons. Gene Ontology annotation, cellular component: membrane. NCBI's taxonomy places the organism in Eukaryota, Fungi, Basidiomycota, Wallemiomycetes, Wallemiales, Wallemiaceae. The coding region runs from base 273 to 1940 and encodes 555 amino acids. The record is from RefSeq and is a predicted model, not a curated record.
GUAAAGUGAUGACACUAGUACUGACUUUGUACAAUUACUUCAUUAGAAGGAUCAGCAUGAUAUGAUAAGACUUUCUCUAUUUGGUAACAGAACUGUCGUCAUACCAGCUUCAUGCGUUCAUUCAACUUCUAUCCAAAUUUUCAUCUGGAAUGUUCACAAAUAUUCACGUUUGGCCGGGUCAGCAUCAAAGGCAACUGUUUACGUAAUUGUCAAUACCAUAAUUCCGGGCUGUAAUCCACGAACAAUCCCACCUUUACGACAAUUUCAGGAGAAUGUCAAAUCAACAACCAGAAGAGAAACAAUGCGAGGGUAAGGGUGAAUUCAUCGAUACAGGGCAAUUAUCGUAUCUAAAUGGCGGAAUAUGUGAAAGUCAGGACUCCAGAAAGUCCUCGGUUGACUCAUCAGCUAUGGCAACGACACUCAAUGAGCCGUCAAUGUCAAAUCUUGACGCUAAAAAUAAUUGGGAUGAUAAAGAAAUACUCAAGGAGCCUACCUCAGCUAAAAGGAGAAUAUCUAGGACAACUUCAGCACCCGCUGUGCCUUCACUUCACAGCACUGAAGAUAAUUCCUCUCUAGAUGAGGCCUCUAUCAAUGAGCUCGAUCGGGAUGAGGUAUACCUCAAACAUGUCUUUUACUUCCAUAAAAGACCUUGGAGGGUCAGAAGGUGUUACAUUUUGAUACUCAUGACAAGCUUAACCUAUAUGACCAUUGGCCUUAAUGACAGUGCUGUCGGGGCUCUCAUACCACAAAUGCAAGAAUUUUAUAACCAUUCGGAAGCAACGAUGUCUUUGUGCUUUUUGGCUAACUUUGGAGGAUAUCUCGUGUCUACUGCUAUCUCAUCAUACCUGAUUCAUCAUUUACCCCUUCGGAUCGUCUUAAUGAUCGCAUCUGCAAUUUAUGCAGCUGGAUCCUUAAUAGGAGCAUUUGCACCACCUUUCGCAACUAUAGUUGUGAGUCUGCUCCUCACUGGCGCAGGUGGUGGCCUUCUCGAUGUAGCUGCUACAUCUGUUAUAAUCCACUACGAAGAUGGUCCACUUUUGACUAUCACAUAUUCUUUCUUCUCAGUAGGAUCAAUGGUUUCACCUUUCAUCGUCGGCGGACUCAGGAGCUCAGGAAAAGCAUGGAAUCUGUACUUUUGGUUCCCUGUUGCUUUAUCGUUAUUUCUCAUGACUCUUCAGUGGUUUGUAUAUGAAUCGUACAAAGCACCAACUGAACAGAAUGCAAAACAUAAGACUGCUACCAAGAGAAUUUUUGCUGUAUUUAGCGAUAGCACCGUUUUAAUUGCGACUGUCUUGUUUUUUGUAAUGAUGGGUACGCAAGAUAGCUGGUCACAAUGGCUUGCAAAGUACCUAGAAGCUUCAAAAGGAUUGGAAGGCUCAUUGGCAAACAUGAAUCAGGCAUGCUUUUGGGCAGGUGUCACAAUAUCAAGACUUUCACUUGGUCAUUUUAUAAACAAAUGGGGUGACAUGAAAUCUGCAGUAACUCUAACUGCUUGUUUUGCUUUCAUGAUGACGGGUUUCUGGAAAGUCGACAGUCAUCUUAUCUAUGGGACAAUCAUUUUGAACAUUAUUUCCGGUAUAUUUGUGGGUCCAUUAGUACCGCUCAUACUAGCAACAUCUGUAGAGCGUAUACCACAUUCUUUGAAGCAACCAGCAACAUCCAUAAUUAUAUGUGGUGGUCUCGUGGGUAGUACAGUCAUGCCUUUAUCACUUGGACAAGCUAUCCAUAAAUACUCAACAGAUAUAAUACCUGCAGUACUCAUAGUGUGCGCAUUUAUCAUUCUGUUCGGAUUUCUCGCUUUGUUCGCUACUAAACUUUUCAAGCGGUGUAAAGAACAACGUGACAAUGCUAGAUUUGUGCAUGACAACGGUUCAUUGGCUGGACAUAUCGGCCUUAAUAGAAGACGCUUUGUUCAUCCUCCACAAAUGAGCAAUGCAUAAUGAAUUGCAAUGAAAUUUUUCUAUUCACUUGGGAUUUAAAGAUGCCUAUUUUUUUUACUGAUGAUGCUAAUUAAUUUAUUGAUUUGUAAUAGAACAAUGAAAAGUAUGAAUGAUUUCCAAAUUGCC